Penicillium arizonense is the source of this 243-nucleotide messenger RNA. Its product is annotated as NEDD8 family protein RUB1. Bases 1 to 243 code for a protein of 80 amino acids. Gene Ontology annotation, molecular function: protein tag activity; ubiquitin protein ligase binding. The record is from RefSeq and is a predicted model, not a curated record. Gene Ontology annotation, cellular component: cytoplasm; nucleus. NCBI's taxonomy places the organism in Eukaryota, Fungi, Ascomycota, Eurotiomycetes, Eurotiales, Aspergillaceae. Gene Ontology annotation, biological process: regulation of proteolysis; protein neddylation; modification-dependent protein catabolic process. The transcript is spliced from 4 exons.
AUGUUGAUCAAAGUCCGCACACUCACAGGCAAGGAGAUCGAUCUCGACAUCGAGCCUGACUACAAGGUCUCCCGGAUAAAGGAGCGUGUCGAGGAGCGCGAGGGUAUCCCCCCUGUCCAGCAACGACUUAUCUUCGGCGGCAAGCAGAUGGCGGAUGACAAGACAGCCGCAGAAUACAACCUCGAGGGUGGAGCCACACUCCAUCUCGUGCUUGCCCUCCGUGGAGGAUGUGAUGCCCUUUGA